UUUAUACUUACUUUUUUCACUGUUUGUCUCAUUAUUUUUAAGUUGUGUGUGUAGGGUAGAGAGGAGAGGAACCUGUAAUAAUGACUGAGCUUGAGAAAGUAGUAGCAGGAGAGAGAGGAGCGCCAUGACAGCUGAGGUUGUUGUAUCAAGAACUAACUUGUCGCUGAGCUCCAUCAUCGUUACGAAACCUAACAUUGUCUCCUAAAAUAGCUGGAUAGACAUAUUUUAUUGGAAUUUAAUGUACUGAAAUUCAGUAUACUGGUACUAUAGAGAAGGACGGUUAGACUGCGUGUUGUUGAUGGUGUUGCGACUUCUGACAUCACGCCUUUCUGGCAUGGAAGGAGGGGAGCUGACUCGCGGGGAGGUACUGUCCCUGCUGGUGCGUCUGGCCUUUGCCACUGCUGCAUCAUACUUAACAGUGAAAGUUUUAGUGUCUGCUAUGGACCCCACAGCUAAACAGAAGAAAGAUGCCAAAAGGAAGGCUCAGGAAGUGAUGCAGAGACUUGGUAUUAAGGAGAAACUAUCGUUUAACGAGUAUGAGAUGAUGAUUGCAAGUCAACUAGUGGAGCCGACACAAAUGUCCACGUCGUGGAAAGAUGUGGCAGGCCUCUCAUCUGUCAUUCGUGAGUUGCGAGAAACACUCAUAUUGCCCAUACAGCAGAGAAAUCGCCUACAAGCAUCCAGGCUUAUUCAGCCACCCAAAGGUGUGUUAUUACAUGGUCCUCCAGGCUGUGGCAAGACACUCUUGGCUCGUGCUGUUGCAAAGGAAGCUGGUUCUCGUUUCAUCAACCUAGAUGUUGCAUCGUUGACAGACAAAUGGUAUGGAGAGUCUCAGAAACUCUCUUCGGCAGUGUUCUCCCUGGCAUCAAAGAUUCAACCCUGCAUCAUAUUUAUUGAUGAAAUUGACUCGUUCUUACGUGUGCGUGCUUCUGGUGAUCAUGAAGCCACAGCCAUGAUGAAAGCACAGUUCUUGCAGCAGUGGGAUGGCCUGGCCACUGACCAUAGUCGCUGUGUCAUAGUUAUGGGUGCCACUAACAGACCACAAGAUGUGGAUCGUGCUAUACUUCGCCGCAUGCCGGCUGCUUUCCACAUUCCUCUACCAGGAUUGGAGCAGCGGGAAGACAUCCUACGCUUGGUUCUGCAUGAUGAGUCCUUGGCAGAUGACAUUAACAUUUCCAGCCUGGCAACACAGACUGAAAGUUUCUCUGGCUCUGACUUGUUAGAGCUGUGUCGAACAGCGGCUGUAUACAGGCUGCGCCAUUUGCUGAAUGACACAUCUGAUCAAGGAGAAAGUGAACUGGCUACACAGCAGGAAAGGUGGAACACAGAUAGUACAGAACCCCUGCGACCUAUAACAUCCCUAGACUUUAAACAGGCACUGAGCAAGAUGCGAGAGUCACGGGUGUACAAUAGACAAGCUAAUGCUUUACUCAAAAUGGAUCUAGACUGAGUCUUGUGCUCCUUCAAGCUGCCAUUGGUACCUACCAUAUUCUGUAUUAUCAUCAGGGCAAUGUAACAAAUAUACUGUAGUCUGUCGUGCAACAUUUAUAGACUAAAGGAGAUAAGUAUAUAAAAUUAUUUAAUCUUGAUACAAAUAUUCGACUUCCAUUUUAUUUUAUUGAUACAAAUUAUUAUUAUAACCACAAAAAAGUCCUAAACCUAUGUGGAU
Cherax quadricarinatus is the source of this 1669-nucleotide messenger RNA. Its product is annotated as outer mitochondrial transmembrane helix translocase-like. Lineage: Eukaryota; Metazoa; Arthropoda; Malacostraca; Decapoda; Parastacidae. Gene Ontology annotation, cellular component: mitochondrial outer membrane. Gene Ontology annotation, biological process: extraction of mislocalized protein from mitochondrial outer membrane. The record is from RefSeq and is a predicted model, not a curated record. Gene Ontology annotation, molecular function: ATP binding; ATP hydrolysis activity.